Physeter macrocephalus (sperm whale) is the source of this 2377-nucleotide messenger RNA. RefSeq names its product casein kinase 2 alpha 1 (gene CSNK2A1). NCBI's taxonomy places the organism in Eukaryota, Metazoa, Chordata, Mammalia, Artiodactyla, Physeteridae. Bases 248 to 1423 code for a protein of 391 amino acids. The transcript is spliced from 13 exons. The record is from RefSeq and is a predicted model, not a curated record. Gene Ontology annotation, molecular function: protein serine/threonine kinase activity; ATP binding. Gene Ontology annotation, biological process: regulation of cell cycle; peptidyl-serine phosphorylation; peptidyl-threonine phosphorylation. Gene Ontology annotation, cellular component: cytosol; protein kinase CK2 complex; nucleus.
UUCCGGCAGCGGUGGCUGCAGCCUCGCUCUGGUCCCUGCGGCUGGCGGCCGAGCCGUGUGUCUCCUGCUCCGCCGCCGCCAUAUUGUCUGUGUGAAGAGAGGGGAGAGCGGCCGCCGCCGCUGCAGCGUCCACCACAGUUUGAAGAAAACAGUUCUGAAACAAGGUCUUACCCCCAGCUGCCUCUCAACACAGUGAUUGCCAUCUCUCCAAACGUCAAGUCCAGCUUUGUCCGCCAACCUGUCUGACAUGUCGGGACCCGUGCCAAGCAGGGCCAGAGUUUACACAGAUGUUAAUACGCACAGACCCCGAGAGUACUGGGAUUACGAGUCACAUGUGGUGGAAUGGGGAAAUCAAGAUGACUACCAGCUGGUUAGAAAAUUAGGCCGGGGUAAAUACAGUGAAGUAUUUGAAGCCAUCAACAUCACAAAUAAUGAAAAAGUUGUUGUUAAAAUUCUCAAGCCAGUAAAGAAGAAGAAAAUCAAGCGUGAAAUAAAGAUUUUGGAGAAUUUGCGAGGCGGUCCCAACAUCAUCACACUGGCAGACAUUGUAAAAGACCCUGUGUCACGAACUCCCGCCUUGGUUUUUGAACAUGUAAACAACACAGACUUCAAGCAAUUGUACCAGACGUUAACAGACUAUGAUAUUCGAUUUUACAUGUAUGAGAUUCUGAAGGCCCUGGAUUAUUGUCACAGCAUGGGGAUUAUGCACAGAGAUGUAAAGCCCCAUAAUGUCAUGAUUGAUCAUGAGCACAGAAAGCUACGGCUAAUAGACUGGGGUUUGGCUGAGUUUUACCAUCCUGGCCAAGAAUAUAACGUCCGAGUUGCUUCCCGAUAUUUCAAAGGUCCUGAGCUACUUGUAGACUAUCAGAUGUAUGAUUAUAGUUUGGAUAUGUGGAGCUUGGGUUGUAUGCUGGCAAGUAUGAUCUUCCGGAAGGAGCCAUUUUUCCAUGGACAUGACAAUUAUGAUCAGUUGGUGAGGAUAGCCAAGGUUCUGGGGACAGAAGAUUUAUAUGACUAUAUUGACAAAUACAACAUUGAAUUAGAUCCACGUUUUAACGAUAUCUUGGGCAGACAUUCCCGUAAGCGAUGGGAACGCUUUGUCCACAGUGAAAACCAGCACCUUGUCAGCCCUGAGGCCUUGGAUUUCCUGGACAAGCUGCUGCGGUAUGACCACCAGUCACGGCUCACCGCAAGAGAGGCCAUGGAGCACCCCUAUUUCUACACUGUUGUGAAGGACCAGGCUCGAAUGGGCUCAUCUAGCAUGCCAGGGGGCAGUACGCCUGUCAGCAGCGCCAAUAUGAUGUCAGGGAUUUCUUCAGUGCCAACCCCUUCACCCCUUGGACCUCUGGCAGGCUCACCAGUGAUUGCUGCUGCCAACCCCCUCGGGAUGCCUGUUCCAGCUGCCGCUGGCGCUCAGCAGUAAUGGCCCCUUCUGUCUCCUGAUGCCUGAGCAGAGGUUGGGGAGUCCACUUACUCCCUUGAUGCAGCUUGCGCCUGGCGGGGAGGGGUGAAAUACUUCAGAAGCACCGUGUCUGAACCGUUGCUUGUGGAUUUAUAGUAGUUCAGUCAUAAAAAAAAAAAAUUAUAAUAGGCUGAUAUUCUUUUUUUUCUUUUUUUUUCUUUCUUUUUUUUUAACUCGAACUUUUCAUAACUCAGGGGAUUCCCUGAAAAAUUAUCUGCAGGUGGAAUAUUUCACGGACAAAUUUUUUUCUCCCCUUCCAAAUUCAGUUCCUCUCAUCACUAAAGAACAAAGAUAAACCAGCCUCAAUUCUGGCUGCUGCGUUUGGGUGGAGAUUUCUUCCCAUGCCCACCAUUGCUCCCCUACCAUCCUACACUUUGAGGGGUUUGUAUUUCAUGCUCUCCUCCAGAGAUUACAAAAAUGUAGCUUCUUGAAGGGAGGUGGGAAGGAAGGAGGAAGGAAGGACCCAACCUGUAAGAGCAGUGUACUGCUAGUCACUUAUAUCACUUUACUCCAAAAGUGCUUCAGUGGGGUUAUACUGGUGAAUCUAGUGGAAAUAUGUCUUAGUUACACUGAGAUGCUGAAAAUCUACCCAAAGUGCAGACAGGUCCUGAAAAUGUCUGUUCAGUAUGAAUCAUGUCUUAUUGACCUAACCUAAAUCCAACUCACUUAUAAUUUAGUUUCAGUUCAGUUUAAAACUUUUAAUACCGUCCCUCCCAGGCUCCUUACCUUGGUCCUCUUCCCCUUUCAUCUCCCAACAUGCUCUAUAGCUGGUAGGAGGGGGAAGGCAAAAUCUUUUUCAGUUUUCUUUGACUUGGCCCUUUUGAAUUCAGUUAGUUACUGGGUAUAAUUAUUGCUUUUUACAAAAGAAAAAAACAUUGUCUAUGUUGGUUUCAUGCUAGUAACUCUUGAAGAGCU